This is a messenger RNA of Exophiala spinifera, 699 nucleotides long. RefSeq lists its product as uncharacterized. The record is from RefSeq and is a predicted model, not a curated record. Bases 1 to 699 code for a protein of 232 amino acids. The transcript has a single exon. Lineage: Eukaryota; Fungi; Ascomycota; Eurotiomycetes; Chaetothyriales; Herpotrichiellaceae.
AUGCCAUCUGCACUCAAGCCAAUCACGGUCUGGGGUAAAUCUGGCCCAAACCCACCCAAGGUCGCCCUCACGCUGGAAGAAUUAGGGCUUCCUUAUGAGAUUGUUGACAUCCCUCUCUCAGACGUUAAGAAUCCGGAGUACACUGCAAUCAAUCCCAACGGUCGACUCCCCAGCAUCAAAGACCCCAACAACAACGAUAUCAUUGUCUGGGAGUCCGGCGCCAUCAUCGAAUACCUGGUCGAGAAGUAUGAUCCUGAGCACAAGCUCAGCUUCAAACCAGGCACGCCGGACUACUACCAUGCUAAGCAAUACCUAUUCUUCCAGGUCUCCGGCCAGGGACCUUACUUUGGACAGUAUGCUUGGUUCAAGAAGUUUCACUCCGAGAAGGUCCCUAGCGCUCAGCAGCGCUAUCAGAACGAGAUACAGCGUGUCAGUGGGGUUCUGGAAGGUGUGCUGAAGGCCGAGAAGGAAAAGCAGGGCGGAGGCGACGGCCCUUGGCUUGUGGGCAACAAGUAUUCCUACGCUGACCUCGCGUUUCUCUCUUGGUAUGUCAUCAUGCCGUUGGUCACCCCAAAGGAGGACUUCGAUCUUGCCGAAUUCCCGAUUAUGCAUGACUGGAUCAAGAGAAUGGUCGCACGGGAGCCCGUAAAGGCUGGCUUCAGUGCAAAUGGUACUCCGAUUGAACAAGUCUUAAAAUGA